Molecule: messenger RNA, 2847 nt
Organism: Drosophila rhopaloa
Lineage: Eukaryota; Metazoa; Arthropoda; Insecta; Diptera; Drosophilidae
Gene: Dsp1
Product: high mobility group protein DSP1
Exons: 6
Coding region: 654-1838 (394 amino acids)
Biological process (GO): regulation of transcription by RNA polymerase II
Cellular component (GO): nucleus
Molecular function (GO): DNA binding, bending
Source: RefSeq, a predicted model, not a curated record
GGAUUUUGAAGCACAGUAAGGCAGAGACGGCUAUUCAAUUCAAUAGCCUUUGCAUUCGUUGUUGGUACUCUCUGUGUGUGUUUUCAAUCAGGCGAGCGGCGCGCGAACGAACCUCAUAUUUUCCGCAUUGAUACGAUACCAACAAAACACAGCGAUACGAUACAAUAAAGCAGCGUAUGCAGCGCUGUUUGUUUAUUUUUUACAAGCUAAAAACAAACGACAAAACAAAUCAGCUAGCCGUCCGCGUUCGCGUUUGCUUGGCGCUGCAAAAAAAACACGCGUUUCGUUUCGUUGCCGUGCGUUGGGAGUUUCAAAAUUCAGAUUUCGAAUUUCAAAUUAGCGUGUGCCGUGUUCCUUUUUCUUCCCACUAUCAUACACACACAUAUGUGCGUGUACAUACGUGCAAUAAUCAAUACAAUACGACUUACAACAAACUGCGUAGAACAGUAUUAAAACUGGCUUAAGACUCAACUCCGACUUGCGUUGGUGUGCGGUGCGUUCAUACGAUUAUUUGUGCAAGAAGGGACGAAAGAGUGGCCAAUUGAGUUACUAUUUAAGACUGGCAGUGAUAGACAGCAUAAGAAAGGAAAUUAAAUAAAGCCAAUCCACGAGUAAACCGUUCGGACCAGAUCCGAUACCUCACAGUUAUAGUUAUGGAACACUUUCAUCAAAUACAGCAAACAAUUCAACACUAUCAGCAGCAACUGGCUGCUCAGCAACAACAACAAGUACAACAGCAACAGUUGCAACAGCACCAGGUGGUGGUGCAGCAGAAUCAGCAGCAGGCACAUCAGAACAGCUCCAACACCACAGCCGGCGUUGGAACCCAGCAGCUGUUCACAUACAAAAUGGCCAGCAGUUUUCCGAAUCCGGCCACGACAAUGGCCCAGGUGGUGGCCACAUCGAACGCCGCCGGCACCACGGGCUAUGACUACCGUCUAAAUAUGGCCCAGGCCGCCGCAGCAGCCGCCGUGCCCGGCUCCCAGUGGUGGUACUCGGCCGCCAAUCAGGGCCAGGUCGAUGCCAAUACAGCCGCGCAACUGCAGCACCAACAGCAGCAGCAACAGCAGCAACAACAGCAACAGCAGCAGCAGCAACAGCACCAGCAGCAACAACAGAUGCAACAGCAGCAACAGCAACAGAACGUCAUCAACUCUGCCGCGAGCCCAAUGAUCAGGGGCAAGGCAGAUGCAAAGCCCAGAGGCCGAAUGACCGCCUACGCAUACUUUGUACAAACUUGCAGAGAGGAGCACAAAAAGAAGCAUCCCGAUGAGACCGUGAUAUUUGCAGAGUUCUCACGAAAGUGUGCCGAGAGGUGGAAGACAAUGGUGGACAAGGAGAAGAAGCGUUUCCACGAAAUGGCCGAGAAGGACAAGCAGCGAUACGAGGCGGAAAUGCAGAACUAUGUGCCGCCCAAGGGGGCGGUUGUGGGACGCGGCAAGAAGAGGAAACAAAUCAAGGACCCAAACGCUCCAAAACGUUCAUUGUCUGCGUUCUUCUGGUUCUGCAAUGACGAAAGAAAUAAGGUUAAGGCACUUAACCCCGAGUUCGGAGUUGGCGACAUUGCUAAGGAGCUGGGACGGAAGUGGUCGGAUGUGGAUCCUGAAGUUAAGCAGAAGUACGAGUCGAUGGCAGAGAGGGACAAAGCUCGAUAUGAACGCGAGAUGACAGAGUACAAGACGAGCGGGAAAAUAGCCAUGUCCGCACCGUCGAUGCAGGCGUCGAUGCAGGCGCAGGCACAGAAAGCCGCGUUACUUGCCGCCGCUGCCCAGCAGCAACAGCUGGAAGAGCAGCACGACGACGACGACGGCGAUGGAGAUGAUGACGAGAACCAAUAGGUUUAGCAGUAAAUACUCUUCACUAUUUAUACACACAGUCGUUGUCACGAAGGAGAAAUGAUAAAUGAUAACGUUGGUUGAUCUAUUAUCAGGUUGACCAAUGUGUGUUGAAUAUAUAUUUAUAUAUAUAAGGGUGUUCUUUUUAGAGGUUCCGUUUUCCGGUAACAGAAAACUGUCACAAAUAGUUCAGAUCUGACAUCGCUUCUAUCAGUCGUGUUUUGAUUAAAUAGACUAACAAUCAUGGUGGGAAGGUUUUCAUUUUUAACGCAGUAAACAACAAACACAGGUCCAUAAAAAGCCCGAACAUUGCGUUUUCGGUCUUGUGAAUCUCGAAUGUGUGAUGGCUCUAACAGAAAUUUUUUUAACCAAAGUCUAGCUAUAAAUCCAAGUUCCACAUAAAUCUCUUGCCCUUUCUGAAGAAGUUUUAAAAUUAACCGAAGAGAAGUAGGCUAUGAAAACAUUGUUCCUAAACUCUGAAAAACUGUAUUCCGAAUUCUUAAGAGAUUCUGUGACACUAAUGGAUUUUUCAAGCGAUUUGCAAACCAACUGAAGAAAACCUCUACAGAUUUCUGUGAUUGGAAAACCAGAGCACAAAUUGUUUUUUUGUGGGAAUUUGAUCGUUAUCGGGAAGUGAAACCUCUAAAAAACACUUAUUAUAUAUAUGUAAAUGCAUAUAUAUAAAUAAUAUAUAAUUUUUUUUUUUAAUAUAAGUAAUCAAAUUUCCAUGAAUUAUGAAGAUAAAUCACAAAGAAACCUUUUAUAAGUUCUAUGUUAAGAUGAAUACGAUUAAGUAUGGUUAGAUUAAAAUGACAUUAAUCUGUUUGCAAACCUUAUUUGUGCUUCAGUGCUAAGUUUCUCCUAAAGUAAUAAGAGAAUUAUUUUAUAAAUUGAAGAAAUUCAUCAUGAUGUCAUUCGUUCUCAGCAACUAUGAAGGUUACCACUACAUUUAUAAAUAUUGGUACAUAUUUCCCAUUUAUUAAAGUUAGAUUCACCAUAAUGAAACUACAAA